AUGAAUGUUAAGGAGUUUCAUGCAAUAAAAAUUAUGUGUUUGACCUCAGUGAAGUAUGGAAAUUAAAAAAAAAAAAAAAUUUAUUGGUUAAAUUGUGAUUCCUCUUCAACAAUGUUUUAUUUGAAUAAAAACAUUAUGAUCUCGCUGGCAACUAAUUUCAGAUGUUUGCCAGCAUGUUAAAAUGUUGUUGUGGAAGACAAAGGUUGAAUAUUUAUUACCGUGUCCCCCGCACUCUACAAUCCUUGACAAUCUCCAGCUUUAGUACUUCUGCCACCAGAGAUACCCUGAGAAGAGCCCCCAAGUCUGUUUACACAAUUUUUGGAGUCCCCAUGUCCUAUAUUCCAUGGCCUUCUCAGUUUUUAAAAGCCCUAGUUCGAAAGAAGGUGAAGCCAGAAACUCUUGGAUCCAGUAAAUUUCAGUUUUCCACAUUCCACAGGUUAUCCUUCUUAUAUGUGAUCUGUGCUUGGUCAGCUCUUGGUCUACUUUUCUAUUCUAUGUAUUCAGAGGAAUUUACGGUGGAAAAGGAUGAAAAAACUCCUGACUAUGGUGGAGCUGAUUGGUUUUAUUUGAGCGUAAAAAAUCCAUCACAAAUCACAGACCCCCUCAAGGUCAAGAAGUACAAGGUCCAAGGAUUCUCUUUGGUUGAGGAUAAAGAGUUCCCUGCUGUACUAGAAAAGCAUGUUAAAGAAGCUAAAGAAGCUGCUGAACUAUCAACGGAUCCUAAAAUUAGACAAUGUAACGUCUAA
Eurytemora carolleeae is the source of this 746-nucleotide messenger RNA. RefSeq lists its product as uncharacterized. The record is from RefSeq and is a predicted model, not a curated record. NCBI's taxonomy places the organism in Eukaryota, Metazoa, Arthropoda, Copepoda, Calanoida, Temoridae. The transcript has 6 exons. The coding region runs from base 162 to 746 and encodes 194 amino acids.